GUGAAAAUAAAAUCUCUCUGAUGGAAUCAUUUUUCAUUUUCUUCAAGUGGUGCAAUUUUCCUGAAAAUUUUGGAAUUUUUCCCCUUAAAAAAGGGCAGAAAACAGUGAAUAAUUCAUUUCGUGUAAUUUUCAAACCUCUACAGUGGACGUCUCAUGUGAUUCAGCUCAAUUACCAGCACCAAAAAUGUCAUCACCAUUCACGUGUAUAAAUUGUCAAGUAGCAUUUCGAGAAGCUGCAUUACAACGCGAUCAUUACAAAACGGAUUGGCACCGUUACAACUUGAAACGUAAAAUAGCCGAAUUACCUCCGGUCACUGCCGAAGAAUUUCAACGUAGAGUAACCAUCUUAAAGCUCGAAAAUGAAACUAAAUCUAACGGAAAAAACUACACGUAUUGUACCGCAUGUAAAAAAUCGUUCGCUUCAAGUCAAUCUUUUGACAACCACUUGCAAUCCAAAAAGCACAUCGAAUUAGCUCAGCUGAAAAAUGGUGACUAUCAAGAUGACAUCGCUCAGCCUUCGAUCAAAACCAAUAAACUAGUUGAAAAGAUGGAGAUACCACCGUCAGAGCAGGAUGACGACGAAGAAUCGUUAGAAACUGCAUCUUCUGGUACCGAAGAAUUAGACUCCGAUGAAUGGGAAGAAAUAAUUAGUGAAGAUAAUCCGAUUUUGAACAACGACUGUCUGUUCUGUAACCAUCAUAGCGCAUCUUUAACUAAAAAUGUCAAACACAUGUCGAUCGAGCACUCUUUCUUUAUACCACAUAUCGAAUAUUUAGCCGAUUUAAAAGGAUUACUGUUGUAUCUAGGAGAGAAAAUAUCUCAAGGAUUUAUGUGUAUUGGGUGUAACGAUAAAAAAAGUUCUUUCGUGAAUAUCGAAGCUGUUAGAAAUCACAUGCUAGAUAAAGGACAUGCUAAAAUACCUACCGAUACCGAAUCUUCUUUGGAAUACGUGGAUUUUUAUGAUUUUGAACACGGUUACGAUGAUGAUGAUUAUGAUGACGAGGCGGAAGAAGACGAUGAUUGUAAAUCGAUUGCUAGCGUUGUGACUAAUACCGGAAAAACCGUUUCUACCGAUGGAGAUUCUGUAACGAUGGCUUUGCCUUCUGGAGAAGUUAUAUGUCACAGAUCUUUAAUUAGAUAUUUUAGACAAAAUCCCAUCAUCGCUAGGAAGAAAUUACCUCACGUUAAAGAAACUAAAAUUCAGAAAUUGAUUAAUCAUUACCGAGUUCUUGGUUGGAGUCCAACGCAGAAAGAACAAAUUAAAAAGAAAGUGAAAGAUAUAAAAUACAUCAAUUUUAUUCAAUCGAAGUACGAAACGAAGCUCAGAGUAAAAGCUAACAAGCUUCAAACACAUUUCCGGCAGCAAGUUGAUUUCUAAAAUGUUCCUCUCUUCUUUAACGGAUUAUCUACCAUUAUUUCUCUACAUCGAGACAUCGGUUUAUUCGACACAACGUUUCGAAUAAACCAUCGCUGUUAUUUUUCUGCAAUUCAUCUACCUAAUUAACUUUAUCAUUAUUCAAACUCGAGAAAAUUCACCACAUUUUGGUUCAUUUUAUAAAAUUCUUUGUUUUUUUUCUCUUUGGAAAAGCGUCGCAUUGUUCUAAAACGUCUGCUUCGAAGAUACCUAAAAACAAUACUGAUUUAAUUUUGGAAAUUCAUCAUGAAAGUUUGUAAAGAUAUUUUAUGCAGAUAAUUUGAAGCCGAGAGUUUACCUUUGUUUUAGUUUGUUUUCAUUUUAAAACGAGUUAAUUGAAAAUUUUUAUUACGUGCUACGAUUUGUUAUCGAGGCCCAUUUCUCGAAGUUGCGUUUACUGGUUAUAUUUUUGAUACUUGUAAUAAUCGUGUUCAUUUCGACGAACGAUGAAAAUAAUGAUUUUAUACCUGUUUUAUCGUUUUAUAGAAAAUAUAAACUUUGGCCGAAGAA
Planococcus citri (citrus mealybug) is the source of this 1924-nucleotide messenger RNA. Its product is annotated as cytoplasmic 60S subunit biogenesis factor ZNF622. Lineage: Eukaryota; Metazoa; Arthropoda; Insecta; Hemiptera; Pseudococcidae. The record is from RefSeq and is a predicted model, not a curated record. Gene Ontology annotation, molecular function: nucleic acid binding; zinc ion binding. The transcript has 4 exons. The coding region runs from base 185 to 1378 and encodes 397 amino acids. Gene Ontology annotation, cellular component: preribosome, large subunit precursor. Gene Ontology annotation, biological process: ribosomal large subunit biogenesis.